GUCAGAUGCGAUUUCGGAGUAACAAGUGGAUUUGACGUUGAUAGGUUUUCUCACCCUUCGCGCUUGGAAAACACUCUUGCUCACCGUGCUGGACACAGACCAUGGACUCAGAUACGAGCCGCGUGUCGAGCAGACCCUCAUCUCCGGAGGUGGACGACAUCUUCCUCGCCACCCUCAAGAAGUCGGUGCACGGCUUCUCCAGCGCCGUGUCCUCCACGCAGAGCGACCAUCUAUCAGAGCUCGCCAGCCUGCACGGCCUGCACGGCCUCUCCGAGGAAGACGAGGAGUCCCUCGCCCUCCGGCUGUCCAAGAAGGACCACAAGCUGCUGUCGGAGAACGAGCUGCAGACCAUUCGCCUCAAGAUCAACAGCCGCGAGAGGAAGAGGAUGCACGACCUCAACGUGGCCAUGGACGGGCUCCGGGAGGUCAUGCCCUACGCGCACGGACCGUCGGUGCGCAAGCUCUCCAAAAUCGCCACCCUGCUGCUGGCUAGAAACUACAUCCUGAUGCUGAGCAACUCGCUGGAGGAGAUGAAGCGGCUGGUGAGCGAGAUCUACGGCAGCGGCGGUCACCACGGCGGCUUCCACCCGGCGGCCUGCGGGACUAUGACACACGCGGGACCCGUGCCGGGACACCCGGUGGUUUCCCACGCCUCGCACCCGGUGGUGCACCACCCGCUCCUUCCCCCGGCCGUCUCCUCCGCGUCCCUGUCCGCGCCCGGCAUCUCCGCCGUGACCUCGGUCAGAGCCCACCACGGACUCCUCAAAGCGCCCGGAGCCGGCGCGGGGCCGCUGGGCAGCAGUUUCCAGCACUGGGGCGUUGGCACCGGGAUGCCCUGCCCGUGCAGCAUGUGCCAAGUCCCGCCUCCGCAUGUGACCAGCAUGCCGGUCCCCAUGCCGAGGCUGGCCAGCGACCCCAAGUGA
This is a messenger RNA of Cyclopterus lumpus (lumpfish), 923 nucleotides long. RefSeq names its product oligodendrocyte lineage transcription factor 2 (gene olig2). Lineage: Eukaryota; Metazoa; Chordata; Actinopteri; Perciformes; Cyclopteridae. The record is from RefSeq and is a predicted model, not a curated record. Gene Ontology annotation, molecular function: DNA-binding transcription factor activity; protein dimerization activity. The coding region runs from base 102 to 923 and encodes 273 amino acids. The transcript has 2 exons. Gene Ontology annotation, biological process: neuron differentiation; oligodendrocyte cell fate specification; myelination.